AUGCCUGAACCAACUUAUACUGAGACACAAGAAGCUGAACUUAUUCGACAUAUCUUUUAUGGCAACUUGGAUAAUUUACCUAGUCUGGCUUCUAAAGUUUUGUGUAUAUUUACCUCAUCUACAUUUACAGAAUAUUGUCGAGAAAAACAUGGUCUAGAAUUUCAAGUUGUUGAUAUGCGUUGGGGUGUACGUGAUGAAGCAACAGAUGAUCAUAAAACAACCGAAUUAUGUAUGCAAGAAAUUGAUAAUUGUCAACGAGUUUCUGUUGGACCAAAUUUUGUGGUAUUUCUUGGUCAAAAAUAUGGUUAUCGUCCAUUACCAACAAAAAUUGAAGAAGCUGAAUUUCGUAAUGGUUUAUCUGUAUCAAGUCCAGAUGAUGCUCGAUUAUUUAGUCUAUGGUAUAAACUUGAUUCAAAUAAUAUUGCAAGUCUAUUUUGUUUACAACCAGUCAGUUUAAUUUUUAUUAAUUUUACAGAUAAAGCGAAUCCUCGUCUUAUGGAAGAAGAUGAAAGUCAAUGGUGGGAAACUACGGGUAAACUUAAUCGAGCAGUUCGAGUUGCUGCUUUAGAACUUUUAAAGCGAGGUAUAUUUUCACCAUUCGAUAAUCAUCGAUAUAAUCGGUCAGUUACUGAACAAGAAGUUGUUCGAGAAAUAUUAAAUGCUAAAGACAGAGUCGAUCAUACAUUAACGUUUUUUCGUAAUAUUGAAAAUAUUAAUAUCGGUUUACCACGUCAUUCAAUGAAAUUUAUUGAUAUUGUAUCAAAACAAGUUGAUGAAGAAGCACAACGUAUGUUAUCCGAUUUACGUGAUGUUCGUGUACCAGCAGCAUUAUCUGAAACAAGUAUUAUUCGAUAUACAGUUCAAUGGACCGAUGAAGAUGGUUUAAAUAAAACUUUUCAUGCUGAAUAUUUACAAAAUUUUAUUGAAACAUUUUAUACACGACUCGUAGAACUAAUCGAUCGUAGUGUUGAACAACAAAAGAGUUUAGGGUCUAAUCGAAUCUGUACAGAAAUUCUUCAACAACUUCAUGUUGUAAAUAAUUCCAGUCAAGAUUUUCAAGGACGUACUGAUGUUCUAGAACGUGUACGUCAUUAUGUUCAAGGUUCAUCAAAACAACCAUUAGUUUUAUGUGGUGACGGUGGUUGUGAUCAAUCAUCAUCAGCUGAUGGUGCGCAUUCAAUGUCUUGGUUACCGCCAUUUCUUCCAAAUCAUGUUAAACUUAUUGUUUCAACAUUACCUGGAAUAUAUAACAUAUUAAAUACACUUCGAAAUUUAAUUGAUAGUCAGGAAAAUUUUGUUCAAAUAAAGCCAUUAGGUGAAGAAUCAGGUAAAACAGUGUUAAAAGCUUGGUUAGCUCGUCAUCAUCGAACAAUAUCUGAAUCACAAUGGACAUUAGUUCAUAAACGUCUUGCUCAAUGUAGUACUCCAUUAUAUGUUAAAUUAGUAUUUGAUGAAAUAAAAUUAUGGAAAUCAUAUACAAAAAUACAAGAAAAAGAUUUAGCCACAACAAUAUCAACAUCAAUCAAUAAAUUAUUAGGACAAAUUGAAAAUCAAUAUGGACAUAUAUUAGUUGCACAUGCAUUAUCCUAUAUAACAGCAUCGAAAUCAGGUUUAAGUGAAGCUGAAUUAGAAGAUUUAAUAUCACUUGAUGAAACUGUUUUAAAUGAUAUUUAUCAAUAUCAUUUACCACCUAUUCGACGUAUACCACCAUUAUUAUGGACACGUAUAAGAAAUGAUCUACCAAAUUAUUUAGUCGAACGAGAAGCAGAUGGUGUUAGUGUUAGAUGUAUGUUUAAUAUAGCAUCAGCUGAAAGCGAAGCUGAUCGUAAAGUUCCAGCACAACCACUUAUAUUUAUAACUAGUAAUGCAACACCAACCGUUUAUACAGCACCAACUGUUCGUUAUAAUUUACGUAAAUUAAGUGAAUUACCAUAUCAAUUGAUACGUGCACAACGUGAAGAAGACUUAUAUAAGAAUGUUUUCUUUAAUUAUGAUUUUAUGCAUGCAAAAUUAUCAUGUAUACUAUUAAAUUUAUGUAUAUUUGAUUAUGAAAGUGCAUUAGAAUUUGUUUUUGAUAAAGAAGUUAAAUUAGUAAGUGAUGCACUUCGUUUAUCAAGUUCAGUUUUAGCAUCUGAUACAAAUAAUUUAUCAUGUCAAAUAAUUGGUCGUCUACUUCCAUUUUAUAAAACAUGCCAUAAAAUAGCUUCACUUACUGAUCAAAGUGAAAGUACUGGCUUACAAGUAAUGGGACUUUUACCAGCUUUUAAUACAUUACCAUCACCUGGUGGUCCACUCGUUUAUUCAUUAGAAGCUCAUGCAUUUGCUGUCUAUGGUCUUGAAGUUAUUUCAUCUGGACAAUCUCUUCUUACUGUAUCAAAUCGAUUUAUUGUUUUUGAUUUAUCAAGUGGUGAUAUUGUACGUAUUAUUGAUCCUAAAAUUGAAGGUAUUAUGACAUAUUUAGCUAUUGCACUUGAUCAACGUUAUUGUUUAACAGUCACAAUAAGCAAUCAAGAUAUUAUAUGUAAUUUAUUAACUGUAGAUUUUAUUUUACGUGAUUAUAAUCCACUAACAAAUAAUCAAAAACAAACAAGUGGAAANAUAAAUGGAACAAUGUUGAGAGCUGGGCCUUGCGCAGAUCGAAAGAGAACAAUUUUCUCUAUUGAGUGGCUAUAUUGCAAGUCAAAAUCAAAAUAG
Rotaria sp. Silwood2 is the source of this 2694-nucleotide messenger RNA. The record is from the annotation of a GenBank genome assembly. NCBI's taxonomy places the organism in Eukaryota, Metazoa, Rotifera, Eurotatoria, Philodinida, Philodinidae.